AUGGCGUCAACCCUGCCCGCCGACGACUCCCGUCUGCUAGCCUCCGCGCCAAAGCAGAGUCAGACAGACCACAACACGGCCCCACGUGCGGCGAACGUCGCCGGGGCAUCUCAGCAUCCGCCACCACCACCACUACAACAUGGACAUGGUCAGGAAUCAUGGUCGUCAGGAUCGUCCUCCCAGCUCGAUCCCUCCAAUUCGCCGUCGAACUAUACCUCCUUCUCCAGUUCCGAUAGCGAUGAGCCCCAAGCUCGUUCCAUCGACGCCGAGGAUGAGGAUGACAUCCAGGACGUCAUCGGGGUCAGCAUUGGCCGAGAGCAAACUCGGAUGAAAGCCCGGGCAACGCCGGCGGAAGAGAAGAAUCGCGUGUUGGAAAGUCAGGGCGGGUAUUUCACAAGUAUCCCCGAUCACGUUGGCGAGAAUGGUCUCUACGCCGCGGAGUUGACGGCAGAACCGGAAUCGAUAGAGCCCGCAGCGACGGAGAAGGCAGGACAGGGAGAGAGGAUAAAACCCACUACCACUCGUGUUGCGCCUGCGGGUCAGUUGGUGCGGCGUCGAGGUCCAAGUGGUGCGCAUACGGAGCAUCGACCGACGCCAUCUUUUCCGACCGCGCACAACUCAAAGGAUGGGAGUACAUCGAGCGCAAGAACCAGCUUCACCCGAUCGCUCUUGAAAACGACGCUGCCUCGCCGGCCACGAGCUUGGUCGGGCGAAUUGAAGAAAUUCCUGCCUGAUUUGUCCUCUCUGGCCCGACGGCCAACUCUACCCUUUCGCUCUGGCAAUGCUCACCGCCGCGCCCGUAGUCAAACUGUGACGCCCGGAAAUCGGAAACAGAUCGCUUCCAGGGCAGCGUCCCCGGAUCAUCGGCGAAGACUAUCAACGCCUCAUGCUCAUGACACCGGGCCAGGAAACCGGGAGGACGAUUUGGGAGAUGACUCGCACCCCAUCUCAGAGUUGCGCAAAUUGGAUGGCACCUCGGCAGCGAAACAUUCGUUCACAAGACGGCCGAGUGCAGCGGUGUCUGGUCGUCCGCCAAGUCUGCGAAGGUCAUCUUCGGACCAGUCCCUUUAUCUACGAGCAUCAUCGACCGCGUCAUCUCUAGAACAGCGGCCUCGAUAUGAGAACGUGCAUUCGCAAGUGAACAGCCGGUUCAAGGCCAUCAAGGACAGCCUGCAAGAUUCGAGUAGUCGCCUGCUGAGUCGUCCAUCACUCCAUUUGCAGGAUAUUCGAAGUGACUGGGCGUCACGUCCGUUCCCAUCACUUAUAGGCUCGGAGCGAGGAACGAAUGGAGUUCACCGGUCAGCAACAGCUCCCCCACCCCCGCGAUAUAAUCUGCAAUCGACGCACCCCAUUCUUGAAGAGGCAAUGGGGGAAAUGACCGGCGACGUCGUGAUUCUGGGCGGAUACCGUGGCUCCAUCUUGCGAUCCGCAAAGCCUCCGCACCGGCAGCUGUGGGUACCAAUGAAGGUGGGCUUGAAUCUGCGCAAGGUGGAUCUCGAAGUUGGCCUGACACGAGAAGACGAAGAGCGCAUGGAAGAGAACAUCAUCCCAUCGGGCGUUCUCUCACACAUUGGACCAAUCGAUAUCUGCAGGCGCUUGAUGAAACGUUUGCAAAAAUGCGAAAACGCGGUGCGCGGAGACUUGCGCGUGUGGGAUUAUGGCUACGAUUGGCGGCUGAGCCCUGAUCUGCUGUCGAAGCGGCUGAUCAACUUCCUGGACGGUCUUCCCAGCAACCGGCCUGGACCGGAUGGCAAGCCUCCAAAUCCUCGCCGAGGUGCUAUAGUGAUUGCCCACAGUCUCGGUGGCCUCGUCACUCGGCAUGCAGUCAAUCAGCGGCCUGAUCUCUUCGCUGGAGUUGUAUACGCUGGAACUCCGCAGCACUGUGUCAAUAUUCUUGGUCCGCUUCGAAACGGCGACGAUGUGCUCUUGAGCUCGCGAGUGCUCACCGCGCAGGUCAACUUCACCUUCCGCACGAGCUUCGCGCUUCUUCCGGAGGACGGUCAUUGCUUCAUUGACAAGCAGACCAAGGAGGAAUACCGCGUCGACUUUUUCGAUGCCAAUUCGUGGGACGAAUAUCACCUCUCGCCGUGCAUCAAGCCAGCUCUUCCAGCAAUGCCAGUCAACCCACGCUUCAAAGACUUUGCAACAAUUAGCAAACGAUUCUCAAUGGGUGCGCGAGACGAGACCAAUGAACAAAAUGGGGUGCUCUCUGGAAACAAUGAUUCGCAAUCGUCGGCUGGUGAGAGCACAGGUCACAACCCACGAGUUCAUGCCAACUCGGUGCCCAGCCCAUCUCACGCCGCAUCGGCAGCAGCCGAAAGAGCGAAUCAGGCCCUCUCACCCAGCGGCGGAGUCGACAGUCUCGUCGGUCCCGGCGCAGCCCCCCGUGGCAGCAACUCAACGAACCAAAUGUCCGCUCCCAGCACCAUUCCGUAUGCAGAUGCAAUGGAGUAUCUGCAGCGCACACUGGCCGAGAUCAAACGCUUCAAAUCAGAGCUGGAGUUCAAUCCCGCACAUCAGGCUGCAAACCGGUACCCACCCGCCGCCGUGUUGUUUGGAAAAAGCGUACCAACUCUCUACGGGGCACGAGUUGCGUCGCGAGAGGCCAUCAAGCAACAGGACGCUUAUGAUGAUCUGGCAUUUGCAGCCGGAGAUGGCGUGUGUCUAGCUACCGCUGCGAUGUUGCCUCCUGGGUACAGAGUCAUUAGGAACGGUCUUGUGAAGAGCGAUCGAGGACACGUGGGACUGCUUGGAGACCUAGAGGGCGUGGGACAGUGUCUAAAGGCUUUGAUUCGGGGUCGAAAGGAAGGUGUUGGGCUGGGAAAUGAAUCGACGUAG
Penicillium diatomitis is the source of this 2838-nucleotide messenger RNA. RefSeq lists its product as uncharacterized. The record is from RefSeq and is a predicted model, not a curated record. The coding region runs from base 1 to 2838 and encodes 945 amino acids. Lineage: Eukaryota; Fungi; Ascomycota; Eurotiomycetes; Eurotiales; Aspergillaceae. Gene Ontology annotation, molecular function: triacylglycerol lipase activity. The transcript has a single exon.